Molecule: messenger RNA, 1509 nt
Organism: Puntigrus tetrazona (Sumatra barb)
Lineage: Eukaryota; Metazoa; Chordata; Actinopteri; Cypriniformes; Cyprinidae
Product: complement C1s subcomponent-like
Biological process (GO): proteolysis
Molecular function (GO): serine-type endopeptidase activity
Source: RefSeq, a predicted model, not a curated record
AAACAAAUCUAUGUUUUAUCAUGACUGUUGGACUCUUGCUCUGUCAGAGAGGCACUGCAAGUGUAGCCACAAAAAAACAAAAAAAAACAGAAAAUCUCUUUAUAAUUUUAGUUAAAAAGAUUGACAUCUGCAUGUCUGCUCUGGCUGGAAAAGUUCUAAUACUUUGCCUGCUGUGGGCAUGUAUGACUGCGUGCGAGUGUGAGCUGGCCAUGUUUGGGGAGGUGUCUUCUCCACAGUACCCUCAACCAUAUCCGGGAGAAAUCCUGGAGCAAUGGGACCUGAAGGUGCCCGAGGGGUAUCAGAUCCAGCUGACUUUCACUCAUCUGGAUAUUGAGCCCUCUCCAAACUGUGGUCAUGAUUCUCUCAUUCUUGUGUCGGAAAAGAAGGUUCUGGGGAAGUUUUGUGGCCAGAGUUCUACAGACAGGUUCCACCCAGGAGACAAACCCAUCGUUGUACCUGGCUGUGGAGCUCCAAAACCCCUGUUAAAUGGAGGUGUUCGGUUUAUCAAUGGAUCAGUCAUUGAGUAUUACUGCAAUGAGCCAUUCUACACAUUUGAAGGAACCCCUAAUGUAAGAUAUACUUGUACAGAAGACCAGAGAUGGACAGCGGAUGACAACAAUGACAGCAUUCCUCCUUGUGUUCCUGAAUGUGGAAAGAACACAGAAGACCUUGGUGGAAGAAUCUUUGGUGGGAAGCCAGCCAGAUUGGGACAGAUUCCCUGGCAACUCUUUCAUAGGCAAAAUCCCAGAGGUGGUGCAUCUCUGAUCAGUGAUUACUGGGCCAUUACAGCUGCUCAAAUGGUAGACGGAUUUGAAAACACCAACAUGUCUUGGCUUGGAGGAAUAAUCAACAGUCAGGACGAAAACCCAGUCACUCUGAAGACUGAGAAGAUUAUAAUUCACCCAAAUUAUCAGAGGGUUUCUUUAUGUGGUAGUCAAGAAAACUAUGAUAAUGACAUUGCAUUGAUUAAAAUGUCUGCUAGAGUCCCACUUGGUCCAAACAUCAGGCCAGUGUGUCUGCCAAACAAAACAGAUGAACCCGUGGAGGGCACAGUCUCAGGUUUUGGAAGAUUUGAAAAAGGAAUUAGUAAAUAUCUGCUUUAUGGACAUGUCCAGAUACAUCCACUUGAUGAAUGUAAUUCAGUAGGUUUGCCUGUCACUGAUAACAUGAUCUGUGCUGGAGGAGACGAAGUAGACAGUUGUCAGGGUGACAGUGGUGGUCCUUUGUUUUCUCCUGUUCUGGGCUAUGGGUCUCCAGAAAGCCCCUAUAGUCUUACAGGCAUUGUAUCAUGGGGCCCUUCUGGAUGUGGAAGAUUUAGGGGCUACUAUACUAGUCAAAACUACCUAGAGUGGAUCAAGGAAACCAUGGAAAAAAACUAACAUUGGUGGAAAAAAAUUAUAUUUACCAAAUUUCUCUCUGCUAUAUGGGCAUCUGCUAUUUGCAUAUAUGGUUCAGCACUUGUAAACUUCAGUUAAAAUCCAAUAAAAUAAUUUCCAUAAACAGUAUAAA